Molecule: messenger RNA, 4247 nt
Organism: Piliocolobus tephrosceles (Ugandan red Colobus)
Lineage: Eukaryota; Metazoa; Chordata; Mammalia; Primates; Cercopithecidae
Gene: DIPK2B
Product: divergent protein kinase domain 2B
Exons: 4
Coding region: 28-951 (307 amino acids)
Source: RefSeq, a predicted model, not a curated record
GGCUGCAGCUGGAGUCCAGAGCCCAAGAUGGAGCCCCAGCUGGGGCCUGAGGCUGCCGCCCUCCGCCCCGGCUGGCUGGCCCUGCUGCUGUGGGUCUCAGCCCUGAGCUGUUCUUCCUCCUUGCCAGCUUCUUCCCCUUCUUCUCUGGUGUCCCAAGUCAGAACCAGCUACAAUUUUGGAAGGACUUUCCUCGGUCUUGAUAAAUGCAAUGCCUGCAUCGGGACAUCUAUUUGCAAGAAGUUCUUUAAAGAAGAAAUAAGGUCUGACAACUGGCUGGCUUCCCACCUCAGACUGCCUCCCGACUUCGUGCUUUCUUAUCCUGCAAAUUACUCAGAUGAUUCCAAAAUCUGGCGCCCUGUGGAGAUCUUUAGACUGGUCAGCAAAUAUCAAAACGAGAUCUCAGACAGGAGAAUCUGUGCCUCUGCAUCAGCCCCAAAGACCUGCAGCAUUGAGCGUGUCCUGCGGAAAACAGAGAGGUUCCAGAAAUGGCUGCAGGCCAAGCGCCUCACGCCAGACCUGGUGCAGUCUGCACUCUAUGAAUUUAUUGACACUGAAUGGGAACAGAAAAAAACGGAAGAAGUCACGCUGUCCCCAGGCUGGGGAGGUGUUGGCAGCCAAGAAGCCACCAGAGCAGGAGAGAAUAAAGACAUUUUUAGCUGCCUGGUUUCCGGCUGCCAGGUCCAGCUGCCCUCCUGCGAAAGUGUCUCUGAGAAGCAGAGCCUGGUGCUGGUGUGUCAGAAGUUGCUGCCUCGACUUCUCCAGGGGAGGUUCCCCUCACCAGUGCAAGACGACAUAGACUCCGCUCUUGCUCAGUGUGGGGACAGCACCCGCCCAGACCCAGAAGUCCUUGGGGCCGCCAGCUGGCUGAAAGACAUCUUGAGGCCCCUGAGAACCUGUGACUCUAGAUUUGCCUAUCGUUACCCAGAUUGCAAAUAUAAUGAUAAAUUCUGAAGGGCUGGUGUCUAGCUGGCCUUGGGGACAACACGCUUGGCUCUCCAUUCCCCCAGUCGGGUUGCUGCAAGGUUGAAAGAAGCAGCACUUUUUUAAAGAUGAGAAGAAAGGCACAUUCAUUUCUCAGGGACUGAGAGGGGAGUUGUGAGAUACCAUGUGGCUGUCUCUGCUGACUGGGACAUCCUGGCAAAGCCCGGGGUGGGCAUCAGAAGAACUGGGUAUGGAUGCUCACUCAAUGUCUUUGAGCCUCAGUUUCCUCUAUUCUCCACCAGACUCUCCUGAGUGUGAAAGAAGACAGAGAUGGAACCACCAUUGAGCGUAUAUCCCAAGCAUGGGUCUUGGGACACAUGCUCACCACCUCCAUCCCAGGUGGUUACAAAGUGUGUUCUGGAAAAGCACAGAGGCGGGGAGCAUGAGAAAGAACCAUGGAGAUCAGGAGGCUGGAGUCGAGGGAAGGCAGGGGAAAGACAGGCCCCCUGCCGCCGCUACCACUUUAGACUCAGACAAGAGGGGCCCCCUUCCUGCUCCCUAUGGCCCUGCCUCACUCCCCACACCAUCACAGGAUGAGGAGACUGCAGGCCAAGGGGACAUGCCUGCCACCGCCUACAGCCUGGUACCUGAGGCUCCAUACACCUGUGCAUGGAGCUUCUCGUGGUGUGGGAAGAAGCCAGGGGUAAGAAGAUAAGGGGGGGCCAGUGGGGGACCAAUGUGUUAGCCCAAGUCCUCCAAGAAUAGGUGUCAAGAUAGAGUGAACGGGACAAAGAUUUGUUAGGGGCAGUGCUUGUGUGAAAGGAAAGGAGGAGGGAGCCGGAGAAGACUGGGAGGACCGUUAAGUUGAGCUGCAAGUUGAGCUCCAGUGAAGGAGAGAAGGCCCGGCAGGAGUUUGCUAAGCUCAAAAUCGAAGAAAGGUUCAGUAAGACUGUCAGGGUGUCCUCAAGGCAAAGGCAACCAUCAGAGGAGCCCUGUGUCUCCCACAAAUAGACCCCGUUAGCAUCCCUGCUGCACUCAGUGGUUGGCGGAAACAGCAAAGAUAGAUUUCAGAGCACUGCAGCAGGGGCCCCUGGUCAGCCCCGCUCCCUAGAGCAGGAGAUCUGCAGUGGGAGAACAUUCUUUUUGUAGCCACAGCUGAGGCCCUGGACCAGCUCUCUCCAUACCACAUGCUCCAAGUUGGGACUCUAGGGAGUCUAGGAAUUUUCCUUCAAACUUGACCUUACAGGUCACUCAUCAGAAAAAUAUUUUUUUCAAGGUCAAUCAAUAGAACAUACUUUAUUCAACAGUUUGUUUGUUUGCUUUUGAAAUAUUUAGCCACAUGGUAUGUAGGCUUCCAUGUACUCUCUUGCCCUGGCCCCUGAAACAUAAGCAGGGGGCUCUUCUGUACCUUUGCCCAGCCUCCCUGCCAGCCUUUAACCCCAGGAACCUCUCAGUCUACCUCCUCUUUUACCUCAGAUUCAGGUAUCUGAAUCCCCUCCUUUAAAGUCAAAACAGGCUGGGCGCGGUGGCUCACACCUGUAAUCCCAGCACUUUGGGAGGCUGAGGCAGGUGGAUCACUUGAGGUCAGGAGUUCAAGACCAGCCUGGCCAACAUGGUGAACUCCCAUCUCUACUAAAAAAUACAAAAAUUAGCCAAGUGUGGUGGUGUGUGCCUGUAAUUUCAGCUACUCGGGAGGCUGAGGCAGGAUAAUCGCUUGAACCCAGGAGGCAGAGGUUGCUGUCAGCCAAGAUCACACCACCGUACUCCAGCCUGGAUGACAGAGCAAGACUCUGUCUCAAAAUAAACAAACAAAAAUAAAGUCAGAAGACCUGGCUUAACAGGCCUCACUGUGCAGAUAAGGAAACUGAGGCCCAGGGAGGAAGAGUGAUCUGUGGAGAUACUUCCAGAACCCCUGCAAGCUGAGCCCCAGUGAAGGAGAGAAGGUCUGGCAGGAGCUUACUAAGCUCAAAAUCGAAGAAAGGUUCAGCAAGCCUGUCAGGGUGUCCUCAAGGCAAAGGCAGCCAUCAGAGGAGCCCUGUUGCUAUUAGGAGGCUCCUGUUGCCCUCCCCUUCGGCCUUCGACUUUCACCUGUGCUACCCAAUUCUGGUCCCUUCACUCCCAUUCAAAAAUGGACUCCAGAAAAGCUUUAUUUUGUGGAGUACCUGGUUCCCUUUUGGGUUUGUCUCUUGACUGCUACAGGCACUGCCCCAGGGCAACCACGAGAGUGAGGAUGACUGGCCAAGCUUGUGGACUGGCCAGCAAGCUUAGGCUGCCUGAGACGCUUUGAAAUGGCUGCCUUCUGGCUUGGUCUGGAGGAGGAAGACUGACCACCCUUUUCACCUGCACAGCCGCCGUCCCUCUCCUGCUGGCCCGACUGCAGCUGUCCUCCCAGCUGGCCCCCUGACCAGAGACCAGGAGAGAGGCCACAACCUCCAAAUCCUCCAGAGUCCCAUGGAGGAAGAAGGCUUACCAUACAGACCCUCUGAUGCACGAGCCAGGCCCCAACCCUUCUCCCUGCAUCCAGCUGUGUUUCCACCGCAAAAUGCCUCCACACAAUGAGUGACUUUGGCCCUGUGCGGGCCAGUGCGUGGUCCGAGGUAACCCUCGAAUCCCUCCUACACAUCUGUCCACCCGCACGGAUUCAAGGUGAGCACUUGCCCCCUUCUCUCCUCCAGACCAGUCGCCUGAAACUCGGAGCAACAUUCCUUCGAAGCCAUCAUGUAACCCUUGGUGCUGCUGAGUCCAGACAAGAAAUGCAGACCUGGGACCCAUCUGUAUCAGCAGAAAGAGACCUUGUGCCCCACUUGUCUGAGUCCCAGGAUGGAGUAAAUGAGAAAACUGGCGAGCUGUCCCCUGAGGAGCUGUUGGGAGAUUGGUUUUUAGUAUAAAUUACAAUAAAAUCCUGUGUAUGUGUACGGCUGUGUUCACAUCCACAGUGUAAGCUGUGAUAUGGUUUGGAUGUUUGUCCCCUCCAAAUCUCAGGUUGAAAUGUGAUCCCCAGCGUUGGAGGUGGGGCCUGGUGGGAGGUGAUUGGGUGAUGAGAGAAGUUGCCUCGUGAAUGACUUGGUGACCUCCCGGAGGUGAUGAGUGAGUUCUCCCUGAGCUCACUCAAGAUCUGGUUGUUUAAAAGAGUGUGGCACCUCCCUCCCCCACCUCUCCCUCCCUCUCACGUCCGCUCUCACCAUGUGACACGCCUGCUCCCCCUUCGCCUUCCACCAUGAUUGGAAGCUUCCUGAGGCCCUUACCAGAAGCAGAUGCCAGCCCCACACUUCCUGUACUGCCUGCAGAACCAUAAACCAAAAUAAAGCUCUUUUCUUUAUCAAUUA